UCGAAAUUGGCAAUUCCGACUGGAGGAGAAGUCCGGAAUUAGGGUUGAAACCCUAGUCGGAAUUGGGCAAUCCGACUAGAGGUAAGUGCCAAUUUAAUUAAAAAAACCUAGUCGGAAUUGGGGAAUCCGACUAGGGUAUUUUUGAUUUUUUUUAAAACAAUGCGUUAAAGCGGAUAAAAUUUAUUAAAAACCUAGUCGGAAUUGGGAAAUCCGACUAGGGUAUUUUGAUAUAUUUUUAAAAAAAUGACGUGUUUAAUUGUGGUUCGAACAUUUUACCAACCAACUCGUUUUAUUUUCAUUUUAUUGUUUGCACUACGUGUUUUAUUUGUAUUCAUUUAUUCUACCAACUGCAUUUAUAUGGUCACCGUACGUACCCCAAUAGCUCAUAUAAAAUGAGUUCAUUUCUUUUCAAAAUUUUCACUCCAAAAAUAAUCCUUCUUUCUCUCUUGAUAUAUUUAUUACAUUUUCUGUUUAGACAUUCUUCUCUCAUAUAAAAAUGUCUAGUGAGGGAAAUAUUGUUGUUAUGGUUCAUUGGAAUGGCUCUACAUCUCAAAAAGAUGAUGAAAUAGAGUACUCCAUACCUCCUAGGGCGGUACUAUUCAUUAGUGAAGCAGAUGAUUAUACUACUAUACAUGAGAAUGUUCUAAAUCAUGUUAGAGGCGACGGAUUUUCCGAAAUUAAAUUAAUUUACGGAAAAUUGCCAAAAUAUAAGAAUUCUGUAUAUGUUGCUUCUAGACUAUGGCCCAUUCACGAUGAGCAGACAUGGCGUCAUUUUUUCCGGAUCGCUAAAAAUGAGUAUGAGGAGUUGCACAUUUACGUGGAAGCUUCAGCGACCCCGCCACACACUUUGACGUUCCACGGAACUCCUAGAGAGGAAGGCCCAUCAUUCGUAUAUGGUCGGAGGAACAACCGCCAAACGUUUCAGAACUACGAAUCUCCUGUGGUAGGAUGAAAAGAAAGAUUCCAGAAGAUUCAAGUGCAAGGAAAAUUGAUGUAUUCGAACAUUCAAGGCUCGGAAGACCCUCAUUGGAGUUCUCCAAUGAUGAAAAUUCAACGCCACCAGUUAGGUCUUCUAUUCUUCCUACGGAUUAUUCCCUUUCUAAAGCUCCUCGGAUGACUAGAAAGCUUAUUAGAAAUUCGAAAUCUUCCAAUCACCACUCAACUCAAGUGACACCUUCAAGGGUCCCUUUUUCCCCAUUGAGUAUUGAUGCAAAUUCAACACCUCCGUUCAUCUACUCUAAUCCCACUGCACAGUGUACAAGGCCUCAAUUUAUGAAUUUGACCAAUGUGAAUUCAGUUCAAGUAUUGAACUUGGAAGUUCCUAUAUCGCCUUUAAACAAUGGUAUUCCAUUUAACAUUACAAUAAAUAAUGUCGUGCAUUGUUGUAUGCAACUGUAAAUGAGUUUAUUGACUUACCAUCUUAUUCUGAGAUAUAAUGUUCAAUGUUGGGCAGCCACCGAUUGUACACCUCUAGCCAAUUCCUCAUUACUUUCCAUGGCGUACUCCGUAUCUAAAGCUGCACGGAUGAGAAGAAAGCUUAUAAUGAAUUCAAAAUCUCAAAACACGAAAGCGACCCCACAGUCUAAUCAAGCAAACUAUACAGAUCAGUCAAGUGAAUAUAAUUUAACCCAUUUAGUAGAGGGUUCAUCUUCUUCACAUACCGAUUACAAUUCAAAGAAGUUUGGAAAGUCUAUUCACUUACUGGCUACAGUUGGGUCCAGAACUCUCAUUUAUGAUGAAGGGACCGCUCAAAUAAACAACUCUCAUCCUGGUAUUUUUUGGAGAAAAUGAUGGAUUUACGGGACUUUUGUGCAUCCAUUCCCAAAAUACGAAUGUCAGAAUUUGGGUAUGAAUUUACGGGAAAUGGGUUUUAGUAAUCCGACUUUUUUAGGUUUUUUUUGUGAAUACGUCAGCUUCGUCGAAAAAGUAGGGGAGGGAAUUGUCAGAAGAAAAAGUCGGAUUCGUGUAAUCCGAAAUUGUGAUUUAAUUGGUAAAAGAAAAAUUCUAAUUAUCG
Cuscuta europaea is the source of this 2014-nucleotide messenger RNA. The record is from the annotation of a GenBank genome assembly. NCBI's taxonomy places the organism in Eukaryota, Viridiplantae, Streptophyta, Magnoliopsida, Solanales, Convolvulaceae.